Molecule: messenger RNA, 1811 nt
Organism: Amphibalanus amphitrite
Lineage: Eukaryota; Metazoa; Arthropoda; Thecostraca; Balanomorpha; Balanidae
Product: translin-associated protein X-like
Exons: 6
Coding region: 206-1138 (310 amino acids)
Cellular component (GO): cytoplasm; nucleus
Molecular function (GO): sequence-specific DNA binding; RNA endonuclease activity; RNA binding
Source: RefSeq, a predicted model, not a curated record
UUGGGAGUGAGUGCGGCUGGUGCGGCUGAGUGCGGUUUAUGUGUUGUUAAAUAUCAAUAUCAAUAUUGAUAUACGUAUUUAUAUACACUGUGGAUAUACCCUGCGGUUUAUAGCCUUGGUGCGGCUGCAAAAAUAAUUCUCGAUUGUUGCUGGUAUCUUGGCCUUGUAUUGGCUAGUAUUGACGACCGACUUCUUUAGAAAUACCAUGAGUUCUGGUCGUCCCCGCCACCGGGGUGGUCGUCACGGCAACAGUCGCCAUGGUGACGGCGGCGAGCGUCGUCCGCCGGAGCCCAAGCCGGAGCCGGCCGCGGACGACACGCCCGUGACGGCCAUGUUUCGCGGCUUCGCCUCCCAGCUGGACAGCAAGCACGACCUCUACGAGCGGCUGGUCAAGAAGAGCCGUGACGUCACCAUCGAGAGCAAGCGCAUCAUCUUCAUGCUGCACAGGGUGACGAGUGAGGAGCAGGACCGGCAGGUUCUGGAGGAGGCGGCCGGACGGUUCCGUCAGCUGGAGGGCGGCACGCUGCGCCAGAUUGCCGAGGAGCUGGCCGGCCACGACCCGUACCUGUACCUGCGCGCCAUCAGCCCCGGCCUGCAGGAGUACAUUGAGGCGCUCUCCUUCUACCACUAUCUACUCAACGACCGAGUGAUCAGCUGCGCCGAGGUUCAGCAGCGCCUGACAUACCCCGGGGGCAGUGCGGAGCCGGCGUCAGGGGCCGAGCCCUCCACCACUGCCGGCGAGCCGCCGCCGCCCGCUGAGACCGCACCGGGAGAGGGCGAGGUGGGCGACCCGCUGCGGCUGCCGCUGCCCUACCACGAGUACGUGCUGGGUCUGGCCGACCUGACGGGCGAGCUGAUGCGCCGCUGUAUCAGCUCGGUGAGCUCGGGCCAGCUGGAGGAGUGCUGGCGGCUCUGUGCCCUGCUGCGCACCAUCCACGAGGGAUUCGUCAACAUCGGUAACACCGGUCCGCGCGAGAUCACGCGCAAGCUGGCCACGCUGCGGCAGAGUCUGACCAAGGUCGAGAACGCCUGCUACCAGCUGAAGGUUCGCGGGGAGGAGAUCCCACGGCACAUGCUGGCCGAUGUGUUCUCUGCCGCGGACGACUACGGCGCGCACGACGACUACGCCGCGGACUAGUCGGGCGAGUGGACCACUGGACAGUCACGGCGAGCUAGUCCGGCGGCUGCUCGGGGCCGCGGGGGACGGCCGCAGUGGGCCGCCGGCGCGGUCGGAGUGCGACUGUCAGAUUGUGCGACUGACACGGUCUGGUCUGAUCGUGCGAGUCAGCGCGAUGGCUCGAGUCUCACCGGGUGUGCGGGCAGUACACGAUCUGGGGAUGAUGGCCAUGGAGCUGUGCGAACUCUGUGUGAGGACAGAACCACUGGAAGGUGACGUGGGCCCGCCGCCGACCCCAGGGUACACUCCAGUCAUGGCCGUAUUCACAAUCACGGCACCUGGCCUGCGUGGUGCCGUCUGCGUGUCGCCGGGCGACCAUCAGGGGUAAACUUCGAUUGUGAACACGGACACAAAAAUAACCCGUUACCCGUUACUCCUACCCCUACCCUUAACCCGUGAUUGUGAAUACUGCCACAGAGGCGGCUCCAUUGCACUGCGGCCCACCAGGAGAGGCGGAAGAACUCUCACCCUUGCUUCUGGUAUCAGAAGCGGACGACUGUGAUGCUUCUUCUACAUUCUGUGCUUUGAUAGCAACGUGUGCGAUGUUAUUUCGGUGUUUGUGCUGUAGCCCAGUUUUCUAUUUAGUGUUGUUGAGUGGGGUUUUGACAAAUAUAAUUUCUUUGGGUUUUUAUAA